This is a messenger RNA of Phytophthora nicotianae INRA-310, 1314 nucleotides long. RefSeq lists its product as hypothetical. Bases 1 to 1314 code for a protein of 437 amino acids. The record is from RefSeq and is a predicted model, not a curated record. NCBI's taxonomy places the organism in Eukaryota, Oomycota, Peronosporomycetes, Peronosporales, Peronosporaceae. The transcript is spliced from 8 exons. Gene Ontology annotation, molecular function: protein binding.
AUGGCAAGCUCUCCAAGCAAGAAGAAUGGCAUGCCAUCGCCUAUCCAGAAAAUGGAGCGGGACGCAGCUACUAACAUUUGGACGAUUUGGUACGCGUCUCAAUACGGCAAAUUAGAGCGCGUGCGCUCGCUCUUGGAUCGAAACGCUGUUUCUUCUAUUGAUGUACAGGAAUUUCGAACACAAUGGAGUCCGUUGCAUUUUGCUUGUCGGUACGGACACAGCUCCCUUGUGGCAUUUCUUAUUGCUCGAAAUGCAAAUGUGGAUCUACAAGAUUGGCAAGGGAAUACACCUCUUCAUCUGGCUGCUGGGUGGGGGGAUCUGGACUGUGUCACGUUGGUGUUGGAAGGAGGAGCUGAUGUCCGACGAACCAACAAUACUGGACAAACUCCACUGGAUGUAUCGAUCUCUUUAGCUCGCAAGGAUCACAUUCGACUGCUAAAAGAUUGGAGGCCUUUAGGUCUCAGUGCUGAAGAGCUAGCAGCUUUUCGACAGCAACUCAUUGCCAAUAACACGGAGCUGAUCAAGUUUGAACGAGCUCUUGUGGAAGAACCAAACACGGAUAUUAGAUUGGAACUCCAGGCACUUCAUUUCAAGCGCCAAUGCUUCGGUCAGAGUCACCCUGGACUUUUUGCAACGUACAGCAAGCUCGUAAAUCUUUACAGGGACAAUAAUAAGAUAGCCGAUGCUUUCUCCAUGGCAGACCACGGACUCACGCUCUGCGAAUCCACAUACGGCCGUCGACAUGUGGACACUGCUCGAUGGGUUAGUGCGCUCGGUGAACUGCUUCUUUUACGAGAAAACUUUGACCAGGCCAUCCAUUGCUUUGUUGAGGCGUUCAACACGAUCUCCAGCUUGCAGGGAGAAACACAUCACGAGACAAUGUUUGCACUGGAAAACUUAGCCAUCGCGUGCUACAACGCCAAACUUUACCAUCUUAAUGUGCGCCUUGCAUCCGUGCUUUUAGCGCAGAAACGUGUGCAAAAAGCUCGAGAGCUCUACGUGCAGUGCUUGCCGCAUGCCGAAAACCUGUUCGGAGGCACAGACGACCACACUGUGGCGUGUACAGACGCUAUUGGAAAAUGCUGUUUCUUGCUCGGCGAGUUCGCGGAAGCGGAGAAGUACUUUAAGCGCUCACUAGCUGCCAUAACUCGUCUCCCAGCUCCAAGCACCACCGACAGUCAAGAAGCACUAUCAUCUCCGCCCCAGAAGGAUCGAUUCCGACGCGCACAGAGCAAUUUAGCCAUGGUAGCGGUGGCAGCAAAGUCCAGUAGUGCAGUUCAGGCGCAACUUGCAUGCCUUGGGUAUCUUCACUGA